This is a messenger RNA of Brettanomyces nanus, 1194 nucleotides long. RefSeq lists its product as uncharacterized. Gene Ontology annotation, biological process: transcription-coupled nucleotide-excision repair; protein polyubiquitination; proteasome-mediated ubiquitin-dependent protein catabolic process. Gene Ontology annotation, cellular component: Cul4A-RING E3 ubiquitin ligase complex; nucleotide-excision repair complex. Lineage: Eukaryota; Fungi; Ascomycota; Pichiomycetes; Pichiales; Pichiaceae. The record is from RefSeq and is a predicted model, not a curated record. Gene Ontology annotation, molecular function: protein binding. The transcript is spliced from 2 exons. Bases 1 to 1194 code for a protein of 397 amino acids.
AUGACGUCAGUCAAUGCAUUAGCAUUGGACAGUAUAGACAAUCGAUAUUUGCUUUCUGGUGGUGGUGAUUCGUCAAUAAAACUUUGGGACUUACAAUCUAGGGACGAUUCCAAGUGGAUGUCGACGGAUGCCGAGUCGGUUUACAAGCCUGCCUAUAUUAUACCUGCCAAGACUGUCCAUCAAUUUGGUAUAACACAUUUGAAAUGGUGGCCGGAUAAUGGCAUGUGGCUUUCGUCUUCCUACGACUACUCCUUGAAAGUAUUUAACUCGGAUACUAUGCAGCCGGUACAUUCGUUUAACCUGGAAUCGAGAGUAUUAAACUUUGAUUUCGAUCCUCAAGGCUCCAACUCACUAGUGGCAUGCUGCCUUGAUGGUGGCGUUGGUGGAAUCAGAUUGGUUGAUCUUAGAACUUUGGCAGAUUCACAGACAUUGGGCGGGGGCGGAAAAUCUAAAGGUGGCUUUGGAUAUAUGUUGAGCUGUGCUUGGUCGCCUACAGAUCACAAUUUGGUGGUGAGCGGGUCUCAGGAUGGUUACUGUAUAGGCUGGGAUAUCAGAGCAUCGAAUGGAUGUCUUUUCACCCUGGAUUACAAUUUGACUACGAGAAAUUAUACAAACAGUAAUCGACAGCUACUGUUUUAUGAAGAUAUACCAAGGGCACACAAUGGAGGGAUAAAUAGUUUGAUGUUUAACGAUGUUGGUACGGAACUAAUCACUUUAGGUACAGACGAAAAGAUUAGAGUGUGGGAUUUGACUACAGGGUCUAAACCUCUUAACAAAUCAAUAAAUUUUGGACCGUUGGUGAGAAAUAAAUCCUCUCAGUACGUUCAGAUGUGCCUAAGCCCGACCAUUGAAUCAGAGAUGCAGUAUCUUUGGUUUCCAUCUGAAAAUGGCGAGCUACUUAUUUAUCGGAUUCAGGACGGUAAACUAGUGGCAAGAUUGACUCGUCACGGCAAUGGACUGAUAUCGUCUAAAGUGCAUGCUCUGGUGUACGGACGAAACAAUUGCAUAAGAUAUUACGCAGGAUGUCACGAUGGUUCCAUAUCAGUCUGGGGGUAUGCUGAAGACGGUAUGGAGGAGGAUAAUGCUCCAGUAAAUUUUGAUAAUGGCGCAGAUAAUGAGCAAGAGACUACAGAUACCAAGCCUGUUGAUAUCUUAGACAAGAUAUACCAUGAGAUGAGUGCAUCCAAAGCUUAA